This is a messenger RNA of Erinaceus europaeus (western European hedgehog), 1846 nucleotides long. It is a transcript of the gene KRT36, whose product is annotated as keratin 36. Bases 27 to 1598 code for a protein of 523 amino acids. Lineage: Eukaryota; Metazoa; Chordata; Mammalia; Eulipotyphla; Erinaceidae. The transcript is spliced from 7 exons. Gene Ontology annotation, molecular function: structural molecule activity. The record is from RefSeq and is a predicted model, not a curated record.
UUAUUUUACUAGGCAAGGAAUUCUGGAUGACUAGCAAAAAUCACAUUAUCAUGAGAUUAGCUUUCUGGUUUCGGAAUAGGCUUUCCCAAGAGACAUCUGCCAACACCCCAUGGGGAGUGUAUAUAAAUGCUCUGGAGAGACCUGGGAGGUCAGAACCCCAGCUCCUUGCUAAACUGACAACUUCUGCCACCAUCAUGACCACCAAGAUCUGCUCCCCAAUUUUAACCUCUGGUUCUGUCAAAGGCCUCUGUAGCACAGCAGGUGGCAUUUCUCGGAUGUCCUCUGUCCGCUUUGUGGGCUCCUGCAGGGUCCCCAGUCUUGCUGGUGCUGUGGGGUCAGCCUCCUCUUGCCGGAUGGGCCUUUCUGGCCUUGGGAGCUACAUGCCUGGCCCAUAUCUGUCUACUGGGCCCUAUGGCUCUGGUUUCAUGGGCAGUGGGGGCUGGUUCUGCGAGGGCUCCUUCAAUGGCAGUGAGAAGGAGACCAUGCAAUUCCUCAAUGACCGGCUGGCCAAUUACCUGGAGAAGGUGCGCCAGCUGGAGCGAGAGAAUGCUGAGCUGGAAAGCCGCAUCCGGGAGUGGUAUGAGUCCCAGAUCCCAUACAUCUGCCCCGACUACCAGUCCUACUUCAAAACCAUUGAAGAGCUCCAGCAGAAGAUUCUGCUAACCAAGGCUGAGAACUCUAGGCUGGUCCUGCAAAUUGACAAUGCCAAGCUGGCUGCUGAUGAUUUCCGGACCAAGUAUGAGACGGAGCUGUCCAUGCGGCAGCUGGUGGAGGCCGACACCAACGGCCUGCGCAGGAUCCUGGAUGAGCUGACCCUGUGCAAGGCUGACCUGGAGAUGCAGGUGGAAUCCCUGAAGGAGGAGCUGCUGUGCCUCAAGAAGAACCAUGAGGAGGAGGUCAACAAUCUCCGUUGCCAACUUGGGGACCGACUGAAUGUGGAGGUGGAUGCCGCCCCCCCAGUAGAUCUCAAUAAAAUACUGGAUGACAUGAGAUGCCAAUAUGAGGCCCUGGUGGAGAAUAACCGGAGAGAUGUUGAGGCUUGGUUCAAUACCCAGACUGAGGAGCUGAACCAGCAGGUGGUAUCCAGCUCCGAGCAAUUGCAGUGCUGCCAGACAGAGAUCAUUGAGCUGAGACGCACGGUCAAUGCCCUGGAGAUAGAGCUACAGGCUCAGCAGAGUAUGAGGAAUUCUCUGGAAUCCACCCUGGGGGAGACGGAGGCUCGUUACAGCUCGCAACUGUCCCAGAUGCAGUGCCUGAUCACCAAUGUGGAGGCCCAGCUAGCUGAGAUCCGCUAUGAUCUGGAGCGGCAGAACCAAGAGUACCAGCUGCUGCUGGAUGUCAAAGCCCGGCUGGAGUCAGAGAUCACCACUUACCGCCGCCUGCUGGAGGGCGAGGAUUGCAAGCUGCCUGCCCACCCAUGCACCAUGGAAUUCAAGCAUGCUAUCAGAGCCCCUCAUGUCUCCACUGUGCCCUGUGCCACGACAGUGCCCUGUACCCCAGUCCCCCAGGUCGGCACCCAGAUCCGCACCAUCACCGAAGAGAUUAGAGAUGGGAAGGUCAUUUCUUCCAGGGACCAUGUGCUGCCCCGCCCACUGUAACCUGAAUGAGGGCCACUUGGCCAGGGUCUGAGCUAUAGGAGGGAGGACAUCUCUGUGGCUUCUUGCUUGGCAUGGCCCUCUUUUUCCUAAAGGGACACAUGCCCCCUCUCACCCCUCUCCACUCAGCAGGUUUUUCUACUGAAAUAUUUCUUAGACCAUGUUCCUGAACUUGACUGCUUUUAUUCCAUGCAAAACUGGGUGUCCUUGAAAGUUUCCCCAAUAAAGCAUGUUCUCUUGGCAAAGCAAAU